Mangifera indica (mango) is the source of this 1737-nucleotide messenger RNA. Its product is annotated as E3 ubiquitin-protein ligase CIP8. Gene Ontology annotation, biological process: protein ubiquitination; ubiquitin-dependent protein catabolic process; positive regulation of DNA-templated transcription. Gene Ontology annotation, molecular function: ubiquitin protein ligase activity. The record is from RefSeq and is a predicted model, not a curated record. The transcript has a single exon. Lineage: Eukaryota; Viridiplantae; Streptophyta; Magnoliopsida; Sapindales; Anacardiaceae. Gene Ontology annotation, cellular component: cytoplasm; nucleoplasm. The coding region runs from base 90 to 1445 and encodes 451 amino acids.
AUUUCAUCUCAUGACAACCUUCUCCAACAAAAUCCAGCGUCUGUUUCUGUUUUCUAUGUUUUUGAAAACCGGAAAGCCUAAACGAAUUCAUGGCUCAGGUCUCUUCGUCUUACCUUCACCUUCAGCACGAUUUAGACGACGAAACUCCGACACUAGAUUCUCUUCCCUACCGGUCUCACCCCGACUUCGAUAUCUACACUUCCGAUUCCGAAUCCCUGCCUUCAUAUUCUCGCAGUCAAUCAGACGUUCGUUUUCAUGAUGACGCCUCCGAAUCCGAUUCCUUGAUCGCAAACACCUCAGAUCUAUUCGAUCACCGUGAGAAUCAGGUUAAUUUCGUCAUGGAUCUGUUUCAGCAACGCGUGGAGCAAUCUCAGGUAAUCGGUGGUGGCGGCGGCGGUGAUGGUGGUGAUGAUGAUGAUAUUGGUAGUGGGUUAGUCUCGGAUCCUUUAAACGGGUCGGGGUUUGGUGUAAUUGGGGAAAAUAUUGACAUAGGUAUUGAACAUUUGGAUGUCGAUUUUAGUCUAGGGUUAGGGUUUGGGGUUUUGAAUAUUCGUGAGAGUAAUGAGGAUAAUUCUCGUAAUUGUAAUAACGUUAAUCUUAAUGUUUUUGAUUGUAACGAAGAUGAUUUCUCCGUUGAAGGGAGGGUUUCAGGUGAGGCGGGGUCCUCUGAUAUUCGGGUUAUUGGGUUUAGUUCAGAUUCGGAAUCUGAGGAUGGGAAUCAGUGUGACACUGCAUUAGGGGAUUUGGUUUGGCAUUCGGAGGUUGAGUAUUUGAGUGAAGAUCAUCUUGAUGAUGAUACAAGCGUUCGCCUUUGUCGGGAUCCAAAUAGGGAAACCAACGAGGAUUUUGAAUGGGAGGAAGUUGAUGGUCGUGUUGAUGAGAGGGAUAUUAUAAGUAGUAUAUUCAUUGAUGAAAAUGAUGAUGAGAGUUCAAUUUCGCUUUCGAUCUCCCCUAUAAUUGCUCCUGAGGAUGUUGUUAGUGUGGAAAGAGUAGGAGGAACUGGAAAUUUGGAGUGGGAAGUUUUGUUUGCUAAUAAUUUAGAGACAAAUCCUGAAAUGGAUAAUAAUAAUGAACUUUAUUUUGGUGAUCAUGAUGACUUUUUUCAUACUGCAGAGUAUGAGAUGUUUUUGGGACAAUUUGCAGAGAAUGAGAAUGCGUGGAUGGGUAGACCUCCGGCAUCAAAAGCUGUUAUUCAGAAUCUUCCUCUGGUAAUUCUGACCGAAGAGGAUGUAGAGAAUAAAAAUGCUGUUUGUGCUGUAUGUAAGGAUGAUAUUAGUGUUGGUGAAAAAGCAAAGCAAUUGCCGUGCACCCAUCGGUAUCAUGGCGAUUGCAUUACACCAUGGCUUGGGAUUAGGAAUACAUGCCCUGUUUGUCGCUAUGAGUUACCCACAGAUGAUCCUGGGUAUGAGAGGAGGAGAACCCAGAGAGCUUCUCGUGGCCAGUGACGGUAACUCAUGGUCACUUAUGAUUUUGAAAUUUCUUAAUGAGCACUAGGUUGUUUAAAGAUAUUGCUGGUGGGGAAAAAUUAAACUAUUUACGUGAAGAUUGUGAGAAAUUUUUUUGGUAUUUAAAUGUGUUUAAUGGGAGUAUAAGAAUGUUCAAUGACUACAUUUUAAAUAAUGAUUUUCAAUGUAUAUAUUCGUUGUGUUCUUCUUUUUUUUCCCUUAGGCACUGAAAUGUUUUUGGAACAAGUGUAAAAUGUAAUAUAUGCUGUUUUCAAAGCAUAAUUCUUUUUCA